This is a messenger RNA of Insectozyma verbasci, 1158 nucleotides long. The record is from the annotation of a GenBank genome assembly. Lineage: Eukaryota; Fungi; Ascomycota; Pichiomycetes; Serinales; Debaryomycetaceae.
AUGCCAUUUAGAUUUCCAGUUAAAUUUGAAAUACCUAAACAUGUACAUGUAAACGCAAGAGUAUUAAGAGAUCAACAUAAAAGAAUCAAUUUUGCACAACAUGAAGUCACACGUAAUGCUUUAAAGUAUAUUAUUAGAAAUGAAGAAUUACCUUCAAGAAUUAGAAUUGAAGCGCAGUUACAAUUAGCUACCAUGCCUAAAUAUACAUCAAUUACACAAAUAAGAGAUAGAUGUAUUGCUUCUGGGAAUUCAAAAUCUGUCAUAACUGAUUUUAAAUUAAAUAGAACUGAAUUUAGAAAUAGAGCUUUAGCUGGUCAAAUACCGGGGGUUAAGGUUGCUUCAUGGUAAGGAUGUUGGAUAGAGUCUUGAUGUAAAUAUAUAAUGAAUUAAUGUAAGAAUUAACUUUGAAUCGUGUUUUCGCUUACUAAAAAACUUACAAAAUGAGCUUCUUUUCGACUCAGAUCACCUCCGAACUGAACUACUAUAUAAAAAUGAUGGAAAAAAGCUGAUUCCAUUUUCAAAAUAGUCUCUAUAUUCGCUUUAUAUCUCUUUUAUUCGUCAAUUUGUCUAUUCAAUUUCAAUUUCAUAACCAAAUCCAUUGAAAAAAAAAAAAAAAAAAAAAAAAAUUCUGAAACAUCAACUAUUAAAUUAAAUCAAAUCAAAAUAUAUUCAAUAAUGAUACGUCAAGGGUUGAUAAAUAGUAAUACUCAAAGAAUAUUCACAAGAAAUCUCAGAUUAAUUCCCAAAUUUUCAUUACAAAAAUUUAACAAAAUUCCACAACCACCUGGUUAUAUAGUUGGUACAGUUAAUGAUGCAUAUAUCGCACCUGAUCCAGAUCAAUUUCAUGGGAAUUUUCAUUGGACAUACGAAAGAGCAGUCACAGUUGCAAUGAUACCAUUAGUUAUGACUCCAUUUAUUGCUGGUGUAGAAUAUCCAAUUAUUGAUUCAAUAUGUUCUACACUUUUAUUGUUUCAUUGUAAUGCUGGCUUUAAAAGUUGUAUUAUUGAUUAUAUACCGAAACGAGUCUAUGGAAUAUGGCAUAAUAUCGCUAUGAAAUUAUUAGGAGUGGGUACUUUUGUUUCUAUUUAUGGUAUUUAUGUUAUGGAGACUGCUAAUAAUGGCUUAUUUGAUUUGAUAAGUAAGUUAUGGACUGCUUAA